CAUUUUAGGAUACCGGAUCCACAAUGCGGGAGUGUAUAAAGAUUCUUGCUAAUUAGCAACUGUUCUUGAGCAAGAUAGAGAUGAUGAAACCCAGGUACAAAACCAGCUACAUAGAUUCCUCCAGCUCUGGUGAGGAUUUUGAUGACCCACAGAAAAUAUUUAGGAGCAGUGGGUCAACUGGUAGCAAGAAGCUGUUCUCGCCCUAUAAGUCCUCUUCAUCGUCAUCACACGUCAGUGGCAAAGUUUUAUGUCGGACCAAGAAGAAACGCAACAAAGGUACCGGCCCUCUUCAAAGGGGUGCUUUGGGUAAUAAAAACAAUAACAAACAAAGUACAAAAUCAUCUUCUUCAUGCGAGGAGACAGUGAAGGUCCAGUCAAGUGCACCAAGGUACAAUAGCAUAUCUUCGCAAAGUCCAAGAAACUGCAAUGUGCCAACGGUUGGAAAAUGUGCCAAUCGUCAUAGAUAUUUGUCUUUAAACAGCACACUUAAGUAUCUUAGUCCAGGGCAAUGUAAUUCAAGGAGCUUGAGCCAUCACCGGACUAGCCAUAGCAGUCAAAAGCAGUCCCUUGACAGCUCCCUUCGGUUCCCAUCAGAUAUAUUUGAUACUGAGUCAAGUUUCCCCGAGACAGAAAAUGCAGAAGCAGAAUGUGUUAGCCAGAAGUCUAACAUUUGCAGUAAGAAGGCCAGGGUCGAGGGCAGCAAGCAUUCCAAGCAAAGCAGUCCAGUUAGAAGACGGGCACGCCUCGAGCAAGAUAAACUAAGAUUCACCAACGACACCUGUGUUUCGACUGAAGAUUCACUUCCCGACUUUCCGUCGCUAGAUGCACUAAUGAGGAGAGGAAAGACUGACGACCAAACCAUAAAUGAUUGUCUCUCAAAUUGUCAGAGUGACAAAAAGGUGGUGGUGGCUUCGCUCGCAUCUAGAGAGCCAGAGAUUAGAACACCAGUGGUGAAGGUGGUUCUGUGCCGUGUAGAUGAUACGCGCUUUCUGCUAAAUGAGGAUCUCCGUUGGAAAGACAGAUUGGCUGUGUCCGACUUCCACAAGCGUAGCACUGAAGAGCAGAUGCACCAAGUGGAGACAACUCCUGGAGUUAAUGACAACUCGCCAAAGUUAAAGCAUUGCAGUCCUAGACAGCCUGGUUGCCUGGAUUGCUUUUCAAAUUUAGAGGAUUUCAUUUUGCCACAUACAAGCGAUGGUUCAUUGUCACCAUUACAUCCUCAGAAGCGCAAAUAUCACCAGAGCCAAAAACUAUUAAGAAAUAAUAUUAUUGACGACAGUACAAGCAGUGACGAUGGAGAGUUUGCGUAUUGUGAUAGAAAAGUACUAAAACCCGACUGGGGAAUAGCUGCAGAUGAGCAUGUGAAGGAGGAUAUAACUCAUGUAAAUAGCAGUGUGAAAAAUGCAAGUGACAAGAGUGUGACACAUCCAAACUUUUUUGGGGAAAGGUCAUCUACAGGUAGUGACAGAACAAAGGUUGCUUGUGACAGAAACAUAGAAAACUCUGUCUCUGUUCUUCCUGCAGAUGAAUAUAAUAGUGAAAAUAUAAAGGAAGUUCUAAGAAACAUGAAAAAUGAGGAAGGUGACAAACAAAUCAAUCAUAUAGAUAAAGUUCUUAAUACUGCGGAAUACUCGGACGAUAGCGAGAAAAUGAAGCAUCCAAACUUGUUAGUAGAAAGACUGUCUACAAGUAGUAAUAGAGCCAAGGUUCAUAGUUGUGAUAGAAACACAGACAACCGUGACUCUGUACAAACUGCAGAAGUCUAUGAUAGUGACAAUAGGAACGGAGUUCUAAAAAACAUAAAAAACGAGGAAGGUGACAAGCAUGUCAAACAACAAAACUUGAAGCGGCUAGAGCACAGACUAGGUGAUUCUGAUAAGGAACAGAUUAUUAAAGAUGUACAAGAGCUAGAGAGGUAUACAAAGAUACCUUUUUCAGAAAUUAAGAAAGCCGUAAUGAACGAGUCUCGUCUUCGAAUUCAACCUACGGUAGAAAGUUCUCUAGGUGUGCAUGCUGCGCUUUCUGUGUUUACGCACUUUAACAACAAACAGAAGCCAUCACCAACGGAAACUGUGAAUGAAGGAAAGGAGCCUUCAAGAAACCUUCAAGAUGCAGCACUGGAACCGAACAGUGAACCGCUAACCCGUGAACUAAAAGCUUCUAUCAUGAAAAUAGAGGAUGUUGCGCAAGAAAAACCAGCAGUCGUGAACGACGUCUUCAGCUUCUCGCAGGAUGAUGAAGUUAUACUAAUAUCGAGCGACGACGAGGAGGGUAUCUUGCUGGAUCGUCUAGAGGACCUUUCCUGCGGUCGUGAUACGGAUUCCUUGCCGCCAUCCAGAAAUCACGGAGAUGGUGUGACUACUACCAGCUCAGGUCGGGUUCAGUUGGGAUGCUGCGGCGAGGGAAAUGAGAGCGACGGCAGCGUCAUCAGUGUUGACUCCGGUCGCAGCGAGUCUUACGUUGAGGAGUCACAGGGCUUUGUGCUAGGCGUGGAUUCUGACACAGACGGCGAGCAGAAGAGAUACAUCUCUGGCGACUUCACGGAUGGUGUGGUCCACAGCCAGCGUAAGGAAGUGAUUGAUCUGCCGGGUCUUCCUUACGAAGAAGAGUUGAACGUAGGACCUGCAUUUCACGAACACGAAGAACCGGUCUGCCAACGCGUAAGCGACCAAUGCGACGAUGAGGUCGACAAUUCGUGUACAGAUGGCAGCAAUAUUCGAUACGUGGGUCGUAUGAAAAACACUGGCGUCCGUCGUAAGGUGCGCAUUGAUUCUACGUCAAGUAGCGACUCGAUGAUCAUAUUUAGAGAUGGCCCAGAUGUAGACUUAGAAGCAAGCCUGAGGAAAACAGUUGGGUGUUUUCCUUUCGAAAAAAGACGUGUGGAUGCGAGUGAAUGUAAGAGUAGUGAUGACGAUUUACAGGAGAAUCCGAUGCUGAUUGAACAAGAGAAAAUAUCUGAUCGAAAACUAGAAAAUGUCAAAGUGAAGGUGAUUGUGCCAGUGCUACCUCCUUCCUGGCUGAAUUGCAUUGACAAGCGGGGAUGCAUUAAUCUGCAUGAUAUGGAUGGUAAAGUGGAAGGUCAGUUCCAGGAGGACCAUCAAGCUGGCUUUGAAUCUGAUUCGACUACAAAUGAAGAAAUUACGGAGGAUAACAGGCGAAUGCAUCACAUCAUUUCAAGCCCCAAUACAGGUGCUAAUCUAUGUGAGAUCGUUGCCAAGGUUAGAAAGAACAAUGUACAGGCUACCUCCCAACUAAUUCCCAGUCGGCCACGAGAAAGCAAGCUGCAUGCUUUAGGGCGAUCGCUGCAGAAAAGUAAAAGGAACUGUGAGUCGGCCGAGUCUGUCAGUGUUCCUUCGAAUUUGGCCGAAACAAGGCGAGAUGAACCAAAGAAGUCCUGCGAUGAUACAGAAAUGAAUAAGGGAUGUAGGCGUAGGCAUCAGCGGAAGGAGAAGUGUGGUCGUACAUUCCGGGAAAAACUGACAGCACACAUCCAAGCAAGUAGGAUUCCUGUGCAAAUGUUGGCUCGCAAGGUGAAUCCGACUGCAGCGCUUUGCCAGCAGCAAGAACGCGGUGCCGGUCACAAUGAGGUCAGUCUUCCCUCUCACGUCCGAGCAACGUGCAGCGGACGGGAAGACCUGAUGCGAAAUCGAUUGAGGUUUUCGACAGGCCACCGACCCCUACCCAGCAAGGCAAAGCAGCGCUUCAAGUCCAGGAACGAUGACUUUCUGCAGAGCUUGCAAGCUGACACACUUGCUACUGAUUUCCCAGCGGACGCCAGUAGUGCAACAUCCUAA
This is a messenger RNA of Priapulus caudatus, 3794 nucleotides long. RefSeq lists its product as uncharacterized. The record is from RefSeq and is a predicted model, not a curated record. The coding region runs from base 81 to 3794 and encodes 1237 amino acids. NCBI's taxonomy places the organism in Eukaryota, Metazoa, Priapulida, Priapulimorpha, Priapulimorphida, Priapulidae. The transcript has 4 exons.